UUCAACCGCACAAGUUGUAACAAUGGCGACCAAAGUUCUCAUGGUUGCAGAGAAGCCAAGUAUCGCUCUGUCAAUUGCUACUGCACUCUCUGGUGGCCGAAUGUCAUCAAGAAGAGGUAGUACCGAGGUUCAUGAGUUUGAUGGGACGUUCUUAGGAUAUCGGGUGCAAUAUAAAGUGACAUCAGUGAUUGGUCACGUUUUCAGUGUAGAUUUUCCACCGAAGUAUCAAGACUGGGCUACUACAGAUCCUCUGAGUCUUUUUCAAGCUCCAGUUGUGAAGUCAGAAUCUAACCCAAAGGCUCAUAUUCGUCAACAUCUGAACCGGGAAGCUCGUGGUUAUGGAGAUCUAGUACUGUGGUUGGACUGUGAUCGUGAAGGAGAAAAUAUAUGCUUUGAAGUUAUCGAGUGCACGGGAUUUAAUGUUGGUGAUGGCCGAAGAGUUCAUCGUGCACGGUUUUCUUCUGUGACUGAGAAAGACAUUACCCAUGCUAUGAAAAAUCUUGUUCAGCCCAACAAAGAUGAGUCAUUGGCUGUAGAUGCUCGGCAGGAAAUUGAUCUCAAAGUUGGAGUUGCAUUCACACGAUUUCAGACUACUUAUUUCCAAGGGAAGUAUGGAAAUCUGGAUUCUAGAGUUAUCUCAUAUGGCCCAUGUCAAACUCCUACCCUUGGAUUUUGUGUGCAGCGCUACCUUCAAAUUAGUACAUUCAAGCCAGAAAAGUUUUGGGUUGUGUUUCCGUACAUAAUUAAAAAUGGUUUUGAGUUAAAGCUGGAAUGGGAUCGUAAUAGGUUGUUUGAUCAUGAUGUAGCGGAGAUGUUUCAGAAGUUAAUAAUUGAAGAUGCAGUUGUGAAAGUCACCGGUAUUUCAGAAAAACAAGACAGCAAAGGUCGCCCUUCUGGUCUUAAUACAGUCAACCUUUUGAAGGUUGCAUCAAGUGCACUAGGGUUUGGACCUCACUUGGCAAUGCAAUUGGCUGAGCGCUUGUAUACCCAAGGUUUUAUCAGCUAUCCUCGGACAGAGAGUACAGCAUACCCUUUAUCUUUUGAUUUUAAAGGAACUCUUGCCACAUUAGCCAGUAAUGCAGUAUGGGGUAGUUAUGUGCAGACACUUCUUAACAAUGGCUAUCAUAAGCCCAAAUCAGGAACCGAUGUUGGUGACCACCCACCAAUUACCCCUAUGCGCUCAGCUAAUGAAGAUAUGCUUGGUGGAGAUGCUUGGAGACUCUAUCAGUAUAUCUGUCAGCAUUUUAUUGGUACCCUUUCCCCUGACUGCAAAUAUGUGAGGACAAAAGUUGAAUUUUCUGUGGGAGGAGAAGUCUUCCAUUGUGUUGGGCAGCAUGUAAUUGUGAGAGGAUUUACUGCAAUAAUGCCAUGGUUGGCAGUGACUGAGAAAAAUCUGCCCCAGUUUACUGAAGGGGAGAAAAUUGGGAUUUUGAAAGUUGAGCUAUAUGAGGGUAAAACUGCUCCUCCAGAUUACCUGUCUGAAAGUGAGCUGAUUUCACUAAUGGAGAAGCAUGGGAUAGGAACGGAUGCAUCCAUUCCAGUGCAUAUCAACAACAUAAGUGAACGGAAUUACGUGAAGGUAGAAGCUGGAAGGAGGUUGGUGCCAACAACAUUGGGUGUUAGUCUUAUAAGAGGGUAUCAGUGUAUAGAUCCAGAUCUUUGUUUGCCUGACAUACGUGGUUUUAUCGAGCAUCAAAUCACACUAGUUUCUAAAGGUCAAGCAGAUCAUGCGCUUGUUGUGCAGCAUGUACUUGAACAGUUCCAACAGAAGUUUAAUUAUUUUACUAAGCAGAUUGAAAAUAUGGAUGCACUGUUUGAAGCACAAUUUUCUCCACUUUCAGAUACUGGGCGUGCACUUAGUAAAUGUGGAAAAUGCCUACGCUAUAUGAAGUACAUAUCUAUGCUUCCAUCACGGCUGUACUGUAAUACAUGCGAAGAAGUCUAUUAUGUUCCUCAAAAGGGCACAAUCAAGCUGUACAAAGAACUCACCUGCCCUCUGGACAAUUUUGAGCUAUUGCUCUUUUCCAUGGCUGGACCAGAUGGGAAGUCAUUCCCUCUUUGUCCUUAUUGCUACAACAAUCCUCCAUUUGAAGGUAUAGACACGUUAUUCGGUGCCUUCAAAACCGGCGGUUCGGGCAAGUUAGGAAAGGGAGUUGGCAUGCCUUGUUUCCUUUGCCCACACCCUACAUGCCCUCAUUCAUUAAUAUCUCAAGGUGUGUGUGCAUGCCCAGAGUGUGAUGGGACCCUCGUCCUGGAUCCUGUCAGUGCUCCCAAAUGGAGACUUUAUUGCAACAUGUGCAAUUGUCUUGUUUUGCUUCCAGAAGGUGCUCAUCGAAUAAGCACAACCAAAGAAAGAUGUCCUGAUUGUGACUCCACUAUUAUAGAAGUGGACUUUAAUAAGAAAACGACGCCAUUGAAAGAUGGAGCUACUUUACAUGUUGGGUGUAUUCUUUGUGACGAGUUGCUGCAUUCGCUUGUUGAAAUGAAACAUGGAAAGUCUUUCUUUAGACGUGGUGGAGGGAGAGGAAGAGGCAGGGGAAGAGGUAGAGGUAGAGGGCGGGGACGUGGUGGUAGGAAACAAGAUCCCAAAAUGAGUUUUAGAGAUUUCUGAAAUGCAUAUUUGUAUGGUUAGUUUGUUUUCUUCUUUUUAGUAACAUGUGUGCACUUGCCAAACAGAUGUAUGGUUGAUACAAGAUUUAAACAAAAAAAACUUGAAAA
Erigeron canadensis is the source of this 2718-nucleotide messenger RNA. RefSeq names its product DNA topoisomerase 3-beta. Gene Ontology annotation, biological process: DNA topological change. Gene Ontology annotation, cellular component: nucleus. The record is from RefSeq and is a predicted model, not a curated record. The transcript is spliced from 15 exons. Gene Ontology annotation, molecular function: DNA topoisomerase type I (single strand cut, ATP-independent) activity; DNA binding. Bases 23 to 2611 code for a protein of 862 amino acids. Lineage: Eukaryota; Viridiplantae; Streptophyta; Magnoliopsida; Asterales; Asteraceae.